Peronospora farinosa is the source of this 723-nucleotide messenger RNA. The record is from the annotation of a GenBank genome assembly. NCBI's taxonomy places the organism in Eukaryota, Oomycota, Peronosporomycetes, Peronosporales, Peronosporaceae.
AUGAGUAACGACAUAAUCAAGCCCAAGCGAUGGUUCCCGCUAGAAUCGAAUCCAGAGGUCAUGAACGCAUACGUAAAGAAAAUGGGAUUUCCUACAAGCCAGUUCAGCUUCUGCGAUGUAUUGAGCACCGAAGAAUGGGCACUGGAGAUGGUACCGACGCCAGUGGUGGCAGUCAUUAUGCUUUUCCCUAUAAAACCUCACACAGAAGAGGCAGACAAGCAAGAGGCUAUCAGGAUUGAACAGAAUGGACAAACAGUCUCUCCUAACGUCUACUAUAUGCGCCAGACCGUUGGCAAUGCAUGCGGCACGGUGGGUAUCUUACAUGCCAUUGGCAAUAUACGUCACAUUGUCCAACUUGCUUCUGGAAGUUACUUGGACAAGUUCUUUAACAAGACCAAGACCAAGACACCAGAAGAGAUUGCGCAGUACCUUGAGGAAGACGACGAGCUGGAGGAAACUCACGGUAGUGCUGCGGAAGCUGGUCAGUCGGAACAAAUGGAAAGCGUGGAUGACCCAAUCAACACGCACUUUAUCUGCUUCAGCUGUGUGGAUGGCAACUUAUACGAGCUUGAUGGCCGAAAGAAACGUCCUAUCAACCACGGACCCUCCAGUCCAGACACUGUUCUGCAGGAUGCGUGCCAGAUCAUUAAGAAAUUCAUGGCCCGAGACGAGGGCGAGAUGCGAUUUACGAUCCUGGCUCUGGCGAAGACAGAGACAUACUAA